AUGACGGCCAUGAGAAGACAGAAAUACACAUCGCCGGAAGAACAAAGCGCGCACUUCUGCCAAGCCCUCGCCGAACACUUGCGCGGCGACGCCCUAACAUGGUUCAGCAACCUCUGUGCCGACUCCAUCGACAGCUUCGACGAUCUAGCAGCCGCUUUCCUAAAGCAACACCUCCGUUUCGCAUUAGACGACCUCGUCUUUUGCAAAACCGAUGAUGAUACGAUCUAUGGUCUCGGCAAAUUCGGCUUCCGACUGGGAAGGACCAUUCCGCAUCGCGAAAGUCGUCAAACCAGGAGUCUAUCAGCUAGAAGACAACCUCGGCACCACGUCCGAUCGCCUCUGGAGCUCGUCGGAUCUGCGCAAGUUCCAUGA
This is a messenger RNA of Microthlaspi erraticum, 372 nucleotides long. The record is from the annotation of a GenBank genome assembly. Lineage: Eukaryota; Viridiplantae; Streptophyta; Magnoliopsida; Brassicales; Brassicaceae.